This is a messenger RNA of Pelodiscus sinensis (Chinese soft-shelled turtle), 1485 nucleotides long. Its product is annotated as dual specificity protein phosphatase 13A-like. NCBI's taxonomy places the organism in Eukaryota, Metazoa, Chordata, Testudines, Trionychidae. Gene Ontology annotation, cellular component: cytoplasm. Gene Ontology annotation, molecular function: MAP kinase phosphatase activity; protein tyrosine/serine/threonine phosphatase activity. Gene Ontology annotation, biological process: protein dephosphorylation; negative regulation of MAPK cascade. The record is from RefSeq and is a predicted model, not a curated record.
UGUGUUGAACAGGAUAUUCCCAUGCUGCGGACCAGCACCUGUUGCCACUAGUCUCCAGCGAUGGAAAAAGGACAGCUGGGAAUGUUGGCAAAAUCCAAGCAGACAAGCCAGCCUUGGUUCGGUUUCUCUGAUUUCUGAGAGCAAAGUUUCUCUUUUAACGACUAUGGCUGAGGGGGAUGUGUUGCUCUCCAAGGACCCAGAAAGUGCUGAGACAUGGACAGCUGAGGACCCUACAGUUCAAGACCUAGAGCAGCUUUUGAGUACUGGACCAUAUUCUUGUAACCGCACGGAUGAAGUCUGGCCUAACCUCUUCUUAGGAGACCUAGUUACAGCUCACAACAGAUUUGGUUUAUGGAAGAUGGGCAUUACCCAUGUUUUAAACGCUGCCCACGGCACAAUGUUCUGCCAAGGAGGCCAGGACUUUUAUGGCACAACCAUUGAUUACUAUGGCGUACCAGCCUAUGACCUUCCAGACUUCGACAUAAGUCAGUACUUUUUCUCUGCAGCAGAGUUUAUAAAUAAAGCCUUGAACACACCAGGAGCUAAAAUUUUGGUCCACUGUGCAGUUGGAAUAAGCAGGUCAGCUUCGUUGGUGUUGGCGUACCUCAUGAUCAAACAUCACUUUCCCUUGGUCAAAGCCAUCAAAGCAGUGAAGGAACAUCGGUGGAUUUCACCCAAUCGAGGGUUUCUGAAACAGCUGCAAAAUUUGGACAUUCAACUACGGCAAACAAGAGAAUGUUGAUUAGUGAAUAAAUCCAAUAUAUUUCAAAAGCGGCGAGGAGUCCUGUGGCACCUUAUAGACUAACUGAAGUGUAGGAGCAUAAGCUUUCGUGGGCAAAGACGAAAUAUAUUUGCAAUAUAUUUCAAAACGCUUUUUAAGUGUCUUGGAAUAACAUGUCAAUUUCCAUGAACAUUUGGUCUUCAGAAUCAUAACCCUUAUUAAAUGUAUCAACUAACAAUACACGUUGACAAGAAAUAAAAAUACAUACUAGAAGACAAACUCAUGAUAGUAAUAAAUAGUACUUAAAGUGAUUUUUUUUGGUUGAUACCUCAAGCCCUCUAAAAAGAGCACAGAUUUUUCUAACUUAUGCCUCAUCUAUAGUACGAGUAGAACUGAAUCAUUAUAUAUCAGUCCCUGAUAUGUUUACAACAUGGUUCCAUUGUGUAGUCUUACUUAUGCAAUAUGGUUGCAGUACAUCUACAUUAAAAACUAGGAGCAUGCUGGUCCCUGGAUUUGGCUACAACUUCAGUGUACAUGGACCCCUGACUACAUUUAUCUCAUCGUGCUUUCCACUUUCAGUGAUGGUGGCAGCAUCUCAGAUGUCCAUCCAAUACAAAUACACCCCUCUACAUUUCAGUAGCUUUCGGCAUUCACUGCUCUUUUUAGAGAAUAUAGUGAGUGCCCGUGCAAGAUUCUUGAUGGCCUCAUGCGAACUAUCAGUGGAUUAAUUACAAAAGAGGGAGGAACAGGGAAGACAUCCUGAC